CAAUGUCUCUGGGAGGACCAGCAGUAUUGACAGAUUUUGGCUGGGUAGAAGUAAACUCAACGUAGACGAUGAAGUUCGACGAUAUUUUCAAGGAAAUAGGCGAGUUUGGUCCGUACCAGAGGCGGAACUACCUGCUCCUGGUAGUGGGCUGGGUCCUGACUGGUCCAAUAAUGGUCCUCUCCGUGUUCGUGAUGGGAUCUCCGGAUCACAGAUGUCAGAUCCCCGGUCUGUAUAACGAUUCGUAUGUAGUUCAAGGAAAACAGCACACGGAUCUCAUUCACAAAUAUAUUCCUCUGGACAGUGAUGGGGAAUAUGACAAAUGCUACCUGUAUAACAUCGACCGAUCAAAAACAGUGUUUGACAACGAAAGCCGACCAAUCAAUGCAUCUAAAAUAAAAUGUUUUGCUUGGGUUUAUGACAAAACUUUAUUUCAAGAUACAUUUGUGACGAAGGAAAAUCUAGUGUGUGACAACAAAUACAGAAUCUCACUGUCCAAGACCAUCUACUUUGCGGGUGUAUUGACCGGUUCCUUUCUCUUUGGAAUGGUUUCUGAUUUGAUUGGACGUAAGAAGACUCUGUUCAUUGGUAUUGUCUUUGAGCUGGCAUCCACACUGGCCUUGGCGUGGUCGUACAAUUACCUGACGUACGUCAUAUUACGGUUCUGUACCGGGGCGGCCUGUGUUGGAGUCUUCAUGACAACUUACGUGCUUGCCAUGGAAUGGGUCGGUCCGUCGACAAGGACUUACGCAGGCCUGAUCAUAGCUUUCUUUGGACCCGUGGGAGAACUCUACUUGGAGCUUAUCGCUUACCUGACUAGGGAAUGGUUUUGGAUUGUAAUCGGAGUAGCGGUUCCAUUUGUGCUGGUUUUUAUUUUAUAUUGUUUUCUUCCCGAAUCUCCUCGUUGGCUAUAUAGUACAGGCAAAAAGGAAGAAGCGAGCAAACUUUUAGAGAAAGCUGCAAAAUACAACGGAAAAGAUAUUUCUUCAAAGCUCUUCGAUGAUAUAGAUAUAGGGAAAAAAGAGGCCGGGAAAAUAUGGCUGCUGUUUUCCGAUCGUCGCCUAGGAGUCAGAACUGUCAUCAUUUUUUAUAAUUGGAUGGUGGCCAGUAUGGUAUUUUACGGUCUCUCCCUCAACACGGGGAUUUUGUACGGGGACUACUACAUCAACUUUCUGAUCAUUGUGCUGGUGGAGUUCCCUGGACACAUUCUUCCUCUUUUUAUGAUUGACAGAAUCGGCAGAAAAAGAAGCCAUUUUAUUUACAUGGGAGUGGGCGGCAUAGCUUGCCUCAGUACAAUAUUUACAGUUAAUUUUGGCGGAGAGGACCUGCAGUAUAUAACUACAGCUUUAGCCAUGCUGGGGAAACUGUUUGCUACUGCGGCCUUUGCCACUAUCUAUGUGCUGUCUGCCGAGCUGUUCCCUACUGCUAUCAGAAACAUUGGGAUGGGCUCCAGCUCCUGCUGGGCUCGCGUGGGUGGAAUGAUCUCUCCCUUCAUUGCUGACACGGCUGAUUUGGUGGGAGGAACAUCAGGGACAGCUAUACCUCUGUCCAUAUUUGGAGGAGCUUGUCUCCUUGCCGCCGGGCUAACACUGAUUCUUCCUGAAACGCUUCACCAGAUGCUACCAGAAACAAUUGAGGAUGGAAAGAAUUUCACAACGAAAGAGUAUAAAGAGAAAUCUAAGAAGUAUCUUCAAGGAACCCAGGGAAUUAUUGUCACUCAGUUUUGAUAGAAAA
Molecule: messenger RNA, 1731 nt
Organism: Magallana angulata
Lineage: Eukaryota; Metazoa; Mollusca; Bivalvia; Ostreida; Ostreidae
Product: organic cation transporter protein-like
Exons: 10
Coding region: 69-1724 (551 amino acids)
Biological process (GO): transmembrane transport
Cellular component (GO): membrane
Molecular function (GO): transmembrane transporter activity
Source: RefSeq, a predicted model, not a curated record